UAACGCGGCAAGAGGUGUCGUUUCAAUGGUUAUUUUGCUCAUCCUCGUCACCGUAGCUGAUCUUCCUCUACCCUCACACUUGUCCGCCCCUAACGCGCUCUCGGUGUCCACCUCCUCUGUGCUGACCCCCAAAUCUGAUCACCCCGUUUAUAUACAGGCUCUUCCCCGCCGUUGCAGAAGCCAUGACCGGCAGAGAAAUCUUCCACAAGAUGAAGGAAAAAUUUGGGUUAGGUUCAGCUGCAUCUGACUCUGGAAAAGGGAAGAGUAAGAUGUCCAAGCACAUAACGCAUGGAUUUUACUUGGUUAAGGGGAAAGCAUUUCAUGCUAUGGAAGAUUAUGUGGUUGCACAGUUCAAGCAAGUCGACGACAAUGAACUCGGUUUAUUUGCUAUAUUUGAUGGCCAUCUAAGUCACGAGGUUCCCAAUUAUCUCUGCUCGCAUCUGUUUGACAAUAUUAUAAAAGAGCCAGGCUUUUGGUUGGAACCCGAGAAGGCAAUUCAUAGAGCAUAUCGUAUAACUGACACUAACAUCCUCGAGAAGGCAGCUGAUUUGGGUAAAGGAGGUUCAACUGCAGUAACAGCAAUACUAAUUAAUUGCCAUAAGUUAAUAGUAGCAAAUGUUGGAGAUUCCCGUGCUGUUAUUAGCAAAAGGGGGGCUGCGAAACAGUUAUCAAUAGAUCACGACCCCAAUGUGGAGAGGCAGAGUAUUGAGAACAGAGGCGGUUUUGUAUCAAACUUCCCUGGAGACGUUCCACGUGUUGAUGGGCAGCUGGCAGUGGCAAGGGCAUUUGGUGACAAGAGUUUGAAGGAGCACUUGAGCUCGGAACCUGAUGUGGCAGUGGAAGAGAUAGAUGAUGAUACAGAGCUCAUCAUAUUAGCAAGUGAUGGAUUAUGGAAGGUCAUGUCAAAUCAGGAAGCCAUCGACUUGGUCAAGAACAUAAAGGAUGCUAAGUCAGCCGCAAAGCACUUAGCAGAAGAGGCACUUAGUAGGGAGAGCAAAGAUGAUAUAUCCUGCAUAGUCGUGAGAUUUCACUAACUCUUUGAAAUCUUGCUCAGCCUCUGUAUGAUAGAAAUGUGAUUAUGCGAUGCUUUAAGUUUGUUGCACUAUAGCUCAGUUCUCUUCCUUGUGCAGUAUUAGAACCUGAUUUUACUUGUCCACGAGCAAACCUGCUUGUUUGUGUUGAUCUCCUCAAGAAGAAGCAGUGGUGUGAUUAUAUGAUACUACAUUUCCUUAUGAUCGAUAUAUA
Molecule: messenger RNA, 1245 nt
Organism: Punica granatum (pomegranate)
Lineage: Eukaryota; Viridiplantae; Streptophyta; Magnoliopsida; Myrtales; Lythraceae
Source: RefSeq, a predicted model, not a curated record